Molecule: messenger RNA, 942 nt
Organism: Iphiclides podalirius (scarce swallowtail)
Lineage: Eukaryota; Metazoa; Arthropoda; Insecta; Lepidoptera; Papilionidae
Source: the annotation of a GenBank genome assembly
AUGAGCGGAGAGGAGGCAGAAGAGAAUACUGGCACCAUACACGGCUGGGGCUUCACUCCCACUGGUGAUCCACCCCCCACUUCAGCCGUAUCAAACGACCGACCAAAGGCGACUAAAUGUCUACCUGAAAUAAUUACCAAAGGCUGGAAAAGAACUACCCUGUAUGGAAUUUUGAUUUUGUUAAUGGUGUUAAUUUUUUUGAAUAUCGCGUUAACACUAUGGAUUGUCAGCGCAUUACGUUUAAGUAUGAAAGGCAUAGGUCCCAUUAAAAUUAUAAAAGAUGGAAUCCAACUUGAGGGACAAGCAUGGAUAGUGGGUAACCUAGUCGUUUCAACGAUAGCGUCACAACUCGCUCAGCCUAUCACACUGCACUCAUUCCGCAAUUUUACUGUCCUCGUCUCAGAACCAAAUCACGCGGAAUUCGCGAAAAUGUUAAUAAAGAGAGAUAGCAUAGAAUAUAGCGGAAGAAAAUUCGAAGUGCACGACUCUAAAGGUGGGAGCGUCUUCCACGCGUCGCGUGAAGAAGUACGUGUAUUUGCAGACGCAUUUGCCGUCAAUGCUGAAGGAGGCCUCACCGUGAAUAGUGCAAUCCAAGCACCACUUGUUCGAGCGCCGCCUAGCUCCAAAUUGCAAUUGGAAUCCCUAACUCGACGUUUAGAUUUAAGAGCACCACAAUCCAUUUACUUAGAAAGCAGAGCGGGAAGUAUCGAAAUAACAUCGCAUAGUGACAUUAAUCUAGACUCCAUCGUUGGAGCCAUAAAGAUCGAUGCACCGAACAUAGUUAUCGAGAACCUAAAAAUAGCAAAUACCUCAAUUAAUGCCCAAAAAUAUAAUAGAGCGAACAAAGUAUAUCAACUAUGUGCAUGUGCCUCUGGAAAACUUUUUUUAGCAGCCCCAGAUGCGAUAUGCUCUAUUCCAGAAAAUGACAGAGAACUAUGUCGA